AUGUAUAAUGAAUUAAGUUUGCUUGUAACUGCAUAUAAAAAGCAAUUAAAAAAUAAUUAUUAUGAUAAUGAUGAAUGGAAAAUUGUAGAUGAUAUAGUUGAAUUGUUAGAAUCUAUGCUUGUCAUAUCAAA
Messenger RNA from Dentiscutata heterogama, 131 nucleotides. Lineage: Eukaryota; Fungi; Glomeromycota; Glomeromycetes; Diversisporales; Gigasporaceae. The record is from the annotation of a GenBank genome assembly.